Diaporthe amygdali is the source of this 1428-nucleotide messenger RNA. RefSeq lists its product as uncharacterized. The transcript is spliced from 3 exons. The record is from RefSeq and is a predicted model, not a curated record. Bases 1 to 1428 code for a protein of 475 amino acids. Lineage: Eukaryota; Fungi; Ascomycota; Sordariomycetes; Diaporthales; Diaporthaceae. Gene Ontology annotation, molecular function: FAD binding.
AUGUCAGAUGCACAAAUCAUGACUGCCUUGACCGGUGCACUCGCCGGGUCAGCAGUCUUGCGCCCCGGUAGCAGCGAGUUUGAAAAAGACAACGGCUCCUACUUUAGCGCCUUCGAAAAUGAGAUCAAGCCCUCAUUCAUCGCCAAGCCAGCUACUGUGAAGCAAGUUCAGGACCUGAUCCGGGCCCUCCGUCCCUAUCUUCUCGACGGAUCAUGUCAGGUGGCUGUUCGCGGCACCGGCCACACGCCGUUUGCUGGCAGCGCUAACAUUCAGAAUGGCGUUACCAUCGAUACGAGAGGUCUCAAAGGAAUUAAUCUUGGGGACGACACCGUCGAAGUUGGCUCCGGAGAGACCUGGGAGACUGUGUAUAAGGAGCUGGAAAACCACGGGUUGACUACCGCGGGCGGGCGUGUCGGGCGUGUCGGUGUUGCUGGACUAGUUCUAGGCGGUGGCCUCUCCAUGUUUUCUGGUAAGACUGGUUUCGCCUGUGACUCGGUACUUGAGUUUGAAAUUGUUCUCGCAUCCGGGGAAGUGGUCCGGGCAAAUGCGGAAGCGAACUCAGACCUCUGGAUUGCCCUUCGGGGUGGUCUAAACAACUUCGGUAUCGUUACCUCUCUGAAGUUGCGCACAUUCAAGUCUGAAAGUAUUUGGGGUGGCGUCACAUAUUACAUGCCCGAGACCUUCUCCCAGCUUGUCCGCGGUGCUUGCGACUUUGCCUUGAACGAGAAAGACCAAGAUGCUCAUGUCAUGGCCAGUGCUGGCUACGGGUUCGGCCACCAGGUCGUAACCUGUGUGAUGUAUCACGUACAGGGCAAAGAAAAUCCACCUUCCCUAGAGCGCUUUACAACAAUGGAGCCGCAGAUCAAGCAAAUGAGUACGAUGCGGACAUCAACGCACCUCGGUUUCUGCGAUGAGUUGUCCAAGUUCUCUAGUGAUGGCCUACGACAGUAUUGGGCUUCAAUUACGAUCAAACCCGAUAUACCUCUGAUGGAAGCAUUCUACCAAAGAUGGCAGGAGACCCUGUCCAGAGUGAAGGAUUCGGAGGGAUUUAUCUUCUCGUUCGGAUUCCACCCCAUUACCAAAGCUCUUCUAGAAGAGUCGCAAAAGGCAGGCGGUAACGCGAUGGAUAUUCCUCCGUCUGAUGGACCCCUCUUUGUUGUCCUGAUCAAUCCUGCAUGGAAGCUGGCCGACGAUGAUACACGUAUCUUCGCAGAAGUUGAAAGCCUUGUUAAAGAGCUGAGGAGGCUGGCUCGCGAUAAGGGUCUGCUGCAUCGCUAUAUUUUCACCAACUACGGGUACUCAAAAGAUGAUGUCAUAGCAGGCUACGGAGAUGAGAGUGUGUCCAAACUCAAGGCCACAAGCGAAAAGUACGAUCCCGAAGGAUUGUUCCAGAAGGGGGUCCCAGGUGGAUUCAAACUGACGGCCUGA